Messenger RNA from Chrysoperla carnea, 1926 nucleotides. Its product is annotated as EF-hand domain-containing protein 1-like. Gene Ontology annotation, molecular function: alpha-tubulin binding. The record is from RefSeq and is a predicted model, not a curated record. Gene Ontology annotation, biological process: cilium-dependent cell motility; mitotic cytokinesis; mitotic spindle organization. Lineage: Eukaryota; Metazoa; Arthropoda; Insecta; Neuroptera; Chrysopidae. The coding region runs from base 1 to 1926 and encodes 641 amino acids. The transcript has 6 exons. Gene Ontology annotation, cellular component: axoneme; mitotic spindle.
AUGAAUUACGGUUUACCUAAAUUACCCGGAUAUAAUUUUAAUGAUGUCACCAGAAACAGGUAUCAUGUGAGCCAAAAAUGUAAAGUUCGUAAUGGAUAUAGAACUUUUGUGGAAACAGAUGGUUUGGGUAUUGGGCAUAGACCAUUGGACAUUGACUCUGUAGGAUAUUUAGAUGUUGAUAAGACUACACGAUUAGUUUAUAUAAGGGCUGUUAGAGCUCUAUUUUAUAUAAAUAAUAAAUUAGAAUUGGAUCCAUCGCUUAUUUAUGGUCGUGCAAAAAGUGAAUACACGCCAAAAUUUAUACCACAUUAUGCAGUAUACGGCAACAAAUGCCUCACAUUUAGGGCAUAUUACAAACAAUAUUUACCAUUGUCACCAAAUGAAGAUUUCUUAGUACAUUAUGUAAACAUUCAUUAUUUUUUGGAGGAUGAUACCAUAACCGUAAUUGAACCAAAAAUUCCAAACAGUGGAUUUUUAGAAGGGCGAAUUAUAAGGCGACGUCGAAUAGAAAAACCAAACAGUUAUAAAUUCUGGCAUUGGAAAGACUUGAAUAUUGAUAUGGACAUUAAUUUACAGGGUAUUAUUUUUCAUACGUUCAGUUGUGAUCGUUUCACCAAGGAAUUUAUGAGGAGCCAAGGUAUCGAUAUCAACUGUGAUGAUACAUUCUUGCAAAAUUCUCCAAUGGAAGAAAUCGAACCAAAAUAUCAUUUAUUCAAGAGACCUCCAUCGGGUAGCUUAGAAAAUACUUACAGGCGGAAAUAUGCGGGCAGAGAUGAUGUUUUAAAUUUCCUUUGUAUCUGGGAAAACGAUUUAUUAGAAAAACGUGAAUUUGUUCUAAGUUAUUUCGUAGAAGAUGAUACCAUAACUAUAAAAGAACUAUUAAAAAGAAACGAUGGCCGCGAUCCAUUUUCAAAAUUAUUAAGAAAAACAAAAUUACCAAAACAUGAAAGUAAUUUCUUUCAUUCGAUACUUGAAGACAAUCAGGAUAUGAUAGAAUAUUACGGGCCUGAAGAUUUAAUUAUUGGAAAUAGUAUAAACGUAUUUGGACGAAAAUUCCUAAUUGUAAAUUGUGAUACGAUGACGAGAUAUUUUUACAAAACAAUUUUAAAUAUUGAACAACCAAAUGAAAUUGAUUGGAAAAACGAUACAAAUAAGAAUCAUGAAUUGAAAUAUAUUUUAAAUGCAAAUAAGUAUCUAAGAUAUUCGGCUGAUAUGAUUUCUUCUCACCCAGAAGAUUAUGGUAGAAAAUUUAUAUUCUCAUAUGCAUUGGCUGAUGAUACAACAAAAAUUGUCGAAUUAAAACAACCAAAUUUCGGUAUAACGGGUGGUACAUUUUUAAGUCGACAAAAAAUUCUUAAACCAAACUCAGAUGAAGACGAAUAUUAUACAGCUACCGAUUUUUAUAUUGGAGCUAUUAUAAAUGUUUAUAAACAUUUAUUUCGUAUUACUGGUGCUGAUUUAUAUGUACUUAACUACAUUGAACAAAAUCGAAAUGAAUUUCCAAUGAGUGUGUAUGAAAAUUUAAAAGAAUAUGCUUUAAAGCAAGGCUUUAUCAAAUCAUCCGAUUCGAGUGAUUUAAUAGCAAAAAUAGACGAAAAUGAUCCAUGUUUCGUAAAGCAAUUAGAAAAUAAUGAAACACAUAUUCAACAAGAUACUGAUCCAGAUGCACCUACCGUUGAAUGUAGAUUUCCUAUUGCCGUUCAAGGACAAUUACAAGAUAAACAAUGUACCCAUUCUAAAGAUUUAAAUUUAGAUAUUCGUGACAGUAUUUACGAUGAAAAUAAAACAAAAACAGAUUACAAACCGGAUUUCGAUAACGAUAUAAGUAAUUAUAUUACCGAAAAAGAGAAUAAAAUCGAAUGUCCAAUAACUGGUGAACCUGGUAUGGCAACGCAUUCCAAGAAAAUGGUUACCUUUGCUUUAUAA